This is a messenger RNA of Tympanuchus pallidicinctus (lesser prairie-chicken), 3087 nucleotides long. It is a transcript of the gene TTC39C, whose product is annotated as tetratricopeptide repeat domain 39C. Gene Ontology annotation, molecular function: protein binding. The coding region runs from base 168 to 1898 and encodes 576 amino acids. The record is from RefSeq and is a predicted model, not a curated record. NCBI's taxonomy places the organism in Eukaryota, Metazoa, Chordata, Aves, Galliformes, Phasianidae. The transcript is spliced from 14 exons. Gene Ontology annotation, biological process: cilium assembly; otolith morphogenesis.
GGCGCCGCCGCGUUCCGAGGGCUACGGGCGCGAGGCGGCUCCGCGUCUCUGCAGCGCGGGAGGGCUGCUGACGGGACGCGGCCCGGCCGCGGGCACCCGGCGCCUUCCUCCGCGGUAGAGACAAGGAAAGGACAGAGCCGGCCGCGUCCCGCUGCCCCCUCGCCCUUAUGGCCGGCUCGGAGCAGCCGCCGGCGCGGCGGGAGGACGGGGAAGCUCCGUUGCCCAUCGAGGACUCGGAGCUGGCGCUGGCCGGUAUCAACAUGCUGCUCAACAACGGCUUCCGCGAGUCCGACCAGCUCUUCAAGAAGUACCGAAAUCAUAGCCCGCUGAUGAGUUUUGGAGCCAGUUUUGUCAGUUUUUUGAAUGCCAUGAUGACGUUUGAAGAGGAGAAAAUGCAGCUGGCAUGUGAUGACUUAAAGGCUACAGAAAAGCUAUGUGAGAGUGACGAAGCUGGAGUUAUUGAAACAAUCAAGAAUAAAAUUAAAAAGAAUGUUGAUGGGCGAAAAUCUCCUCUAUCCAUGAUAGAUCGUCUGCAAAGACAAAUCAUUGUAGCGGACUGUCAAGUCUACUUGGCUGUGCUCUCGUUUGUAAAACAAGAAUUAUCAGCAUACAUAAAAGGUGGAUGGAUCCUCCGAAAAGCCUGGAAGAUUUACAAUAAGUGCUAUACGGACAUUAAUACGCUACAGGAGAUUUAUCAGAAGAAAGCUACUCAGGAAUCCUUGACUUCUGACGCUGCAAAUGAUAAUCAUGUUGCUGCAGAAGGUGUAACGGAGGAUUCGCUAAACAGACUGAAAGGUGCUGUUAGCUUUGGAUAUGGACUUUUUCAUCUUUGCAUAUCCAUGGUGCCCCCAAACCUGCUCAAAAUCAUCAACCUGCUGGGUUUUCCUGGAGACCGCCUGCAGGGGCUUUCUUCACUGAUGUAUGCAAGUGAAAGUAAGGACAUGAAGGCCCCUUUAGCUACAUUAGCUCUGUUGUGGUACCAUACAGUUGUUCGCCCCUUUUUUGCUCUUGAUGGCAGCGAUAACAAGGCAGGAUUGAAAGAGGCAAAAGAGAUUCUUGCAAAGAAAGAAUCUGCUUACCCAAAUUCUUCUCUGUUCAUGUUCUUCAAGGGAAGAAUACAACGAUUAGAGUGUCAAAUCAAUAGUGCCUUGGCUUCGUUUCAUACUGCUUUGGAACUUGCAACCGACCAAAGGGAGAUUCAACAUGUCUGCUUAUAUGAAAUAGGCUGGUGCAGCAUGAUAGAGAUGAAUUUCAAAGAUGCCUUUGAGUCCUUUGAAAGGCUUAAGAAUGAAUCCAGGUGGUCUCAGUGCUAUUACGCUUAUUUAACAGCAGUUUGUCAAGGAGCCACUGGAGAUGUCAAUGGUGCUCAGAAUGUGUUCAAGGAAGUUCAGAAGCUUUUCAAAAGAAAAAAUAAUCAGAUCGAGCAAUUUUCAGUGAAAAAGGCAGAUAGAUUCAGAAAGCAAAUGCCAACCAAAGAGCUCUGUGUCCUGGCAUCCAUUGAAGUACUGUACUUAUGGAAAGCCCUUCCAAACUGUUCCCUCUCCAACCUGCAGCAUAUGAGCCAAGCUUGUCAGGAUGUUGAUGAUUCAUCAGCUGUUGGUUUGAGGAAUUUGCUUCUCGGUGCCAUACACAAAUGCCUGGGAAAUUCUGAAGAUGCUGUUCAGUACUUUCAGCAGGCUGCUAAAGAUGAGCUGUGCCGUCAAAACAACUUGUACAUCCAGCCAUAUGCUUGCUAUGAGCUUGGCUGUCUUCUAUUAGACAAUCCAGAGACCGUGCCGAGAGGCAAGACCUUACUUCUCCAAGCCAAGGAGGAAUUUACAGGCUAUGACUUUGAGAACAGAUUGCACGUCCGCAUCCAUGCAGCCUUAGCUUCUCUAAGGGAAGUUGUUCCACAGUGACAAACAGCAAGUUGUGUUGUCCAUUCCCACAGUUUCUGCACUUUAGGAUGAAGCAGAAGAAAAAAAGCUGUUGGGAAGACCAGCUUUUCUUCUGGAAACCACUUGUGCCAGAGACACUUUCAUCAUGUGGUUAGGAGUUGGUAUGGCUUAGUAAAAUACUACAAUUUCAACUGAAAGUAAAUCAACCAAGCAGAAGGUUAAGUGACCUUGCGUAUUUUAACUCUUCACUUUUUAGUUUGUUUAAACCGAGGGGAACACGGUUAUUCAGUGACUCAUCAGGAGAGCCUAAAUAAGCACACAGCUUACUUCAAUGUUGGCAGAUGGGAUCUUUUUUUAUUUUUAAAGUUUUAAAGCAGAUCUAAAUCUAAAAUAUGCUAAAGGGGGGGGUGUUUCUGUUUUGAUUAGAAUACGAUAAAAGUAGUUGGUACAGAUGUUGAAGAAGGGAAUGGGCAGAACAAGUAUUUUCUUGAAGCAUUAGCCAAAACACAAAAGAAGGAAAACCGUUCAGCCACAAAGAGCAGAUCUUGCUGAAUUUUAGAGAUUUAUUUCAGUGAAUUCAUGAUGAAUAAUUUGCCAAUUUAAAACCUCCCAUUCCCUUUCUGUUAUUUGUUGCUUCCUUCUCAGCACGGCUCAUACUUCUGAUACAAAUUCUAUCAACACUUAAGAUCUUGGCUUCUGGUACAUUCCAGCCAAACACUUUGCUUUGCAUGUAAUCAUAGUGAGGGCGAUUUUCAAUUUGCUCUUAAUAUUCUGACCGGUGCAUUCAGAUAAGUAGGCCACAUACAGUAAUUUUACGUGUUUUCCAUUGAAGCUGCUAAACCUUUAUGGCAGUGACUUUUACAGCUAUUAAAUCAGACAAAACAGUACACCCACCACCCACCUCCAACCCUGUUUUUGUAGUUUUACCAAUGCUGUGCUAUCUUAAGUCUCUACAUGAUAUUCCAAAUUUGUGGCGUUGACAUUUGAAGUUGACUUACUGAAGACACUCUGAGAGCUUGAAACUUACACCAGGAUCCCAUAUAUGUAUAUUGUUUUUAAUACUGGCCAUCUGUAUCCUUGUUUGUAGAUUUUUAAAAAGCAAAACAAAAAAACACAAAAACAUUUUGUCUGUAGCAUCUCCCUAUGUUGUAUAUUCAGUUAGUAUCAUUACCUAGAAGGUAACGAAGGCAUGUAUUUAUUUAUGUAUUUU